Messenger RNA from Populus euphratica (Euphrates poplar), 1706 nucleotides. RefSeq lists its product as uncharacterized. The coding region runs from base 23 to 1669 and encodes 548 amino acids. Lineage: Eukaryota; Viridiplantae; Streptophyta; Magnoliopsida; Malpighiales; Salicaceae. The record is from RefSeq and is a predicted model, not a curated record. The transcript is spliced from 6 exons.
UUUAUAAGAACAAACAUUAAGCAUGCCUCGACGAGGAUCUAUAUUAGAUUCUAGGAGUGACAGGUCCACAUCAAGGAGUGACAGGUCCACUUCAUCCAAAUCAUUUCAAACUACAUCAAGGCAUAAUAACAAAGGAUCCACAUUUCAUCAACCUGUGUAUCAGAAUGCAAAUGAGUAUUAUAUACCUACUUUGGGGAGUACACAUCCUCCUCAACGUGAUUAUGGGAGGGUUGAUGCAUAUCAAUAUUGUGAGGGCUUUCGUUUCCAAGAUUUGCUUCAAACUCAAGGAGGUUUCCCUCGAGAUAACCAAUUUGUUUAUGGAGGACAUAAUUUGUAUAGGAGUUAUGAGAGAGUUAAUGGUGAUGAUGAUGAUGUGAACGUUAGAGAUGAAGACGAGGGAGACGAUAGUAAUGAGAGAGGUGUAUGUGAUGAGGAUCAAGAUGGUGUUCCAUCAUAUCAUGGUUCAACAUGUUCUCCACACAAUUAUGAUCAAAGUGUUAAAAGGAAGGGUUUUGACACGCCAAUAGAUCCAAUAACAAGAAAAAAAGAGCUUUGUUUGUAUGGAACAACAGAGUUCAAUAACGCAUCGUGUGGGCGUGCAAUCGGAGAUAUUUUGAGGUCCAAUUUUAAGGGAGCAUGGCACUCUUGGGAAAAAGUAGAUUCAAUGUGCAGGGAUGAACUGUUUAAAGAGUUUAAGAAAAAAUAUUCUUUUCCUGAGGAAGAUGAGUCGAUUGUUCGUAAUAUUUGGGAAGAUAAGGCAAGGAUAGCUUUGAAUCAACAAUUAACACGAGCUCGCAAGAAAGCCAUGUCAAAAGAAAACACUACAAAUAUUGUAGAUUGCCUUGAUAAAGGUCCUGCCUGGAUAAAUAAUGAUGACUGGAAUCAAAUGAUCAAAGAUGUUUGGUCCACCCCUGAAUUUCAAAGGAGGUCUGAAUCUGCUAGGAGGAAUCGAUUAACCAAAACAGAUGGCAAAAUAAGCACUCAUUCUGGAGGAACAGUGUCAUUUGCAUCAUAUCGAGCUAACAUGCAAGAGGAAGCUGGUGGAAAAGAACCUCCAUGGGAUGAUGUCUUUUCAGCUUUGCAUCAAAGUACUAAGCAGUCUGGUGGCUUCGUCGACAACAAGUCGAAAAAAGUGGUUGAAAAUUAUAAAAUGGAGAUGAUUUCAAAGUAUGGAAGUAAUCGGGAAAAUCAUCCUUCAUUUGAUGGAGCAGCUUGGUGUGUGGCUUCAGGAGGAGUUACAAAGGGUAGGGUAUAUGGUGCACCUCGUAUGCCAAAAUCUAUAGUUAGUCCAAGCUCUUCAUCACAUUCCUACUCAGUGGAGUCAUCAUAUCCCAGUUCAUCGUAUCGAGCAUUGCAAAAGGAGAUAAAGGAUAAAGAAGAGGAGAUAAAGAAAAAAGAUGAAUUUAUUCUUGAAAUGAAACGACAGAUGGAUUCCAUGAAAGAAUAUCUUGUGAACAAUCUUGGAUACAAUGAUGGGACAUCAAAUAUUGAUCAAGGUAUGCCACCAUCUUUGACUCCAGCAAUAUCGCCACCUAUGGCUCCUCAGAUAAUGACAUCUAUGGGACCCACAUCUCAACCAAUUUUUCGACCUACACCUCGACCUUUAUAUCCUGAUCAAUCUUGUAUCGAUCCACAAUAUCAUGGUUCGUCUUCGCAACCGGCACCAUGAUUGUAUCUUUUGUUGUUUUUUUUAUUGUAUUUGAACU